Molecule: messenger RNA, 504 nt
Organism: Aspergillus nidulans FGSC A4
Lineage: Eukaryota; Fungi; Ascomycota; Eurotiomycetes; Eurotiales; Aspergillaceae
Product: MGMT family protein
Exons: 3
Coding region: 1-504 (167 amino acids)
Biological process (GO): DNA repair
Molecular function (GO): methylated-DNA-[protein]-cysteine S-methyltransferase activity; catalytic activity
Source: RefSeq, a predicted model, not a curated record
AUGACCCUGUUGUGUUCUAGGAUGGGUAAUGGCUUGGCCGAGGCUGAUACAUACAAAAAAAUCGACAAGAGGCAGGAGUACGAAGCUGUUCCAGUGGACCAAACUCAAAUCCUAGCAAAGAAAGUAAUCCAACACCCUGCCUUAACGCCUUUCCGCAAGUCCCUCUACCUGGCUCUCCUGCAGAUCCCGCCGGGUCAAUGGACAACCUACGCUGCGCUGGCCAAGCACACAAACUCCAGCGCUAGGGCGGUUGGGACGGCAAUGCGACUCAAUCCGUUUGCGCCGGGGGUGCCCUGUCAUCGGGUUCUGGCCAGUGAUGGAACGCUGGGUGGGUACAUGGGAACGCCGUCUGCAUCGGUCUCGGCGCGAUCAAAGGGCUCCGGGAAGGGAAUUGAAAAGGGAGGUAAUCUGGAGAGGAAGAGGAGGAUGCUUGAAGAGGAGGGGGUGAAGUUCGACUUGAAGGGACGCGUUAUAGGGACGGCUUUUGUCGCGUUUCGUUCUUAA